UUGGAGCUCUUCCAAUGGCGGCGAUCAAAGAAGCAAAGGGUCCGGACUUCUCUGCGCUGCCUGAAGGGUGCAUCGCGAGAGUCGUCUCCCUCACGAGCCCCGCCGAGGCGUGCAGGCUCGCAACCCUGUCGCCGAAUUUCAAGUCGGCGUGCGAUUCCGACGUGGUCUGGGCCUCGUUCUUGCCGCCGGAGUGUCCCCAGACGGUCUCCCGGAGCGUUUCGUCGCUGAAGGAGCUCUACUUCAGCCUCUGCGACGACCCGGUUCUCAUCGGCGAUGGCAAAAUGAGCUAUUCGCUGGACAGGCACAGUGGGAAGAAAUGUAUCAUGCUAUCUGCAAGGGCCCUGUCUAUAACAUGGGGUGAUACUCCGAUUUACUGGUCAUGGACUUGCUUGCCCAACUCCAGGUUCGCAGAAGUGGCUAAGCUCAUCGAUGUCUGUUGGCUUGAAAUUAGAGGCAUGAUUAGUUCUGGCAUGCUGUCGCCCGAAACCCAUUAUGCAGCAUACUUGGUAUUCAAAAUUACCCCAGCAUCUCAUGGAUUUGAAUUCCAGCCUGUUGAGGUGGAAGCUAGAUUUGCUGGUGAUGAAGCGGGCAAGCGUGAGCACUCAGUUUACUUAUCUAGAGAGAACAACAACACGCAUGGAUGGCAGUCCUGGCGGAGAUUCAGGCAUGCUGGCGGGUCACUGAUGCUUGCACCUGCCGAGGGGAGUGGGAACUAUCCUAAAGAGAGACGAGAUGGUUGGUCAGAGAUAGAGUUAGGUGAGUUCUUGACGAAGGAAGGACAAGAUGGGGAGGUUGAAAUGAGUGUCAUGGAGACAAAGGGGGGUAACUGGAAGGCCGGGCUGGUUGUGGAAGGAAUUGAAAUUAGGCCCAAGGAUGGGAAAUAAAAGCGCCUUUAUGCAGGGCAUGUUUUCUUGCUAUUGCACUAGAAGAAUUUCCUUGCAUCAGGCCUCUUACAUUGUGGCCAAGGGUGACACCUAUUCCCCCUUAGUCAAUGAUACAUUCCAAGCCUGUCCUCUUGCCAGGCUCUACUUGAUCAGAACUACCAUACAAAUGAGGAUUUUGUUGUAGUUGCACAGCUAAUGGUUCCACUAAGAUACACAUGCCCAGGUACCAACGAGAGAGCUAAUGGGGUUAAAUUUUUGCUUACAUAUUUGGUGACACUGGGCAAUUCUGGGAAUUGAAUUACAGAAAGCUUUGGUGUCACUAUGCAAAGUGUUAUGGAGCAAAUACAAUGACGGAACCCGAUCUAAUAUAACCUUUAUCAAACAUUCUCAUUCCCCUCACUUGUGCAGAAGAUUCCAAGAGUAACUUCUGCUAUUGUCCCAGUGGAUAUGCCGAAGGUAGGCCAGGAAAUUACCUCAAUUGCAUGCCUGACCGGAAGAAGUUCCCUUUCAGGCUUGUUCUCGUGAUAGGUAGUCAUCAAAUCUAUCUUCUAAUUCUGUCCAGCAACACUUCCUGUCUGAUUGGAAGAGGCAGUUAGAAAAACAAUGCAUCCAAUACUAAAGAAAAAACUCGAGCGAGAAAUUAUUCUAAUUGCUUACAUGCGUUUUGCAAUUUGCACACCACUCUUAGGACUGUUGCACUAUCUUUAUACUCAUUUACACCAAGCCUGUUUGCUCUCCGCAUCUGAUCUGUUAGGCACCUUCUUGUCUAGCUCCAAUCCUCUAUUUGAUGCACUUGAUCUCUCUGAUUCUUCCUAGCUUAUAGAUUGAAAUACAACACGUGAAUCUCAUUUGCUGUCUAUUUGUGCUGUGACUUCAUGCACUUCUUCAAUUGCAACAUGACAUUAUUAAGUCCAUGGUUUAUUCUCUCCUAAGCUAUGUUUUGUGAUUGAAUGUUGUCACGACUAGCGAUGUUGCAUUGAUGUGACAGUACAGCUUUAGGAUUGGCAAAGUGACAAAGCAGGCAGCAAAUUUUAUAUACGGAUGGCUUCUUGUGAAUUUUCUCCCAGAGAAAAGUAAUGUAGAAGAGAGUUAUUAUCUACUUCAAAAAAUACAUAGGUUGACUUGGGAGAGUAUGUAGCAUUCUGAAAUGCUCCAUAUUUAGGAAUUGUGAAAUUGGAUUGGUCAUGUCAGGCAAAUUGUUUGGAGAAUUUUGACUAGACGAAACUAGAAUGUGUUAACUCACAGUUUUCUUAUAGACUUAUUGUUUGCUUUAGAUGCUGCCAUUGGUAUUGGAUUCUUGUGUCUUUUGCAUUUCAGCUAUUGCCUAUGUCUUUCGCAUUUCAGCUAUUGCCUAUACAGAUAUCUAAGGAAGCAAAGAGACAGAAUUGUCAAGGAGAAACUGUUCAAGCAUAAUGGUGGUUUGCUGUUGCAACAGAAUUUCUCACUUUAUGGAAGAGACAGAAGAGAAACAAUAUUUUCCGAAGAAGAUCUGCAAAGCACGAAAAAUAACUAUAGCCGGACCAGUUUCUUGGUCAAGGAGGGUUCAGCACAUUUUACAAAGGGAUGCUACCAGAUCGUACCAUAGUUGCUAUGAAGAAGUCAAAGACCAUCAGCAGGGGCCAA
Messenger RNA from Eucalyptus grandis, 2507 nucleotides. Its product is annotated as F-box protein At2g02240. The coding region runs from base 15 to 884 and encodes 289 amino acids. The record is from RefSeq and is a predicted model, not a curated record. NCBI's taxonomy places the organism in Eukaryota, Viridiplantae, Streptophyta, Magnoliopsida, Myrtales, Myrtaceae. Gene Ontology annotation, molecular function: protein binding. The transcript is spliced from 4 exons.